Planococcus citri (citrus mealybug) is the source of this 4439-nucleotide messenger RNA. It is a transcript of the gene RhoGAP71E, whose product is annotated as Rho GTPase activating protein at 71E. The transcript has 10 exons. The coding region runs from base 492 to 1736 and encodes 414 amino acids. NCBI's taxonomy places the organism in Eukaryota, Metazoa, Arthropoda, Insecta, Hemiptera, Pseudococcidae. The record is from RefSeq and is a predicted model, not a curated record. Gene Ontology annotation, molecular function: GTPase activator activity. Gene Ontology annotation, biological process: signal transduction.
CUUAUUCGUAAUGUCAUACGUUCAACGAUUCGAUUCGGUCAGUUGAAUUUUUCAGCUCUUCAAUUCACCAAAAUAUUGGAAAUUUUUUGAAAACGAGCAAACUUUUCACGCAUGCGCGCAUAAUUUUCAUUUUUUUAUUUUGAAAAACACUUUUUAAACCUGAUACCCAUCAACUGGCGGUCCAUUGUGAUCUUCAUAGUCAAAGAAUUUCGAAGUGAUGUGUUUUAAAUUGUAAACUCCUCCAGUCCUAUAGUGUGUUUGGUUAAAUAUUUCGUUGCUUGUAUCGAGAAAUUGACCGGUGAGGAUUUUGGAUAGCGGCCAAAUCGUGUUUUUAAAAUUCUGCGAAAUUUGUUUACAAUUUUCGCGAUUAAAUUGCUCAGAAAAGUUUAUUUUUUGAGUUGAACUUGGGGUGUUGACCUUAUCGACUGGAUUCCUACUGCCGCACGAUCUAGAAUAAUUCGAAAAUAAUCUACUGAAAAAAAAGCAAUACUAUGGGCAAAUUAUUAAACGGAAAAGACCAGGGCGAAGGAGCCGUACGAGAAAUGAUUAGAUGGGGUGAAAGGAUGACGAGGGGUGCAGCGUCUCUUUCUAGUGUGAUGACCUCGUGCCGACACUCAUCCGGUUCUUCCUUCAACUAUAUUCCAGAAAAAGUGAAAUUCGGCGUCCCUUUAAAGCACGUUUGCGGCGAUCAUAUUCCCGGAGCUUUGCUGAUAUUGAUUCUUAAAUUGAAUCGCGAAGGACCGUUCAAAAAAGACGUAUUCCGAGCACCCGGUAACCAAGCCAGCGUCAAAGAGUUGAUUAGUUUUUUACAAACUGGUACCAUAUUGAACAUCGAACACUACUCCGUGUACACGGUGGCGUCGGUAUUGAAGAAAUUUCUCAGUAAAAUACCAGGAGGUAUAUUCGGCGAAGAGAUCGAAAAAGAGUUACUGCGAAUUGCCAAAGAAACAGAAGAUGAGACGGAAAGAGGUCAAUUAAUUCACGACUUAUUCACAUCGCUUCCUGAUCCAACUCAGAAAUUACUGACGUUGAUUUUCGGUACAUUGUCCGCAAUCGCUGUGAAUUCGAUAAACUCGAAAUCCUAUAUGAAUGCAACAGCAUUGGGAGUAUGCGUAGCACCAAGUUUCUUCGUCUCGUGUGGCGAUCAAAGCAAAGUAUCUUUGAAUGAUAUUGAAUCCUACAAGAUUGCAAUUUCAUUGAUAACAUUCAUCAUCGAGCAUUACGCCGAUUACGACUUUUUCGACGCGAAACAUUACGAAUAUUACGUAAAUAUCACCGGUAGACCAGCCAAAUUGUCUGUAGCUGAUGAAAUGAAACAUGACGAUAAAGAUGAUUCCAAAGAUUCGAAUCUAGACGCCUGUGCUAGGCUAUCGGUUAGUUUAGAAGGAAGUGGAGUAUAUGAGACUGGCGAAAGUACCCUGCUCGGUAACGGAGAUCGUAAAGACGAUAUGGUCGAGGCAUCCUUCAGCGCCAGUAGUUUACCUCAGGUAUACGAACGCCAAGUUGAGCGACUUAAAAGGCGUACAAACUGGUUCUUAAAAUUGGAUAAUAACGAAGAUAAUGAAAACAGUAACGAAGGAGAAAAUCUGAGCGUCAGUUCAGAAUCCCUUCCGAAGAAAGGCAGCCUACGUUCGAAUUCCAAAAGCACCAAAAGAUCGUUACGUAGGCGUAACACGUUCCGAGGAAGCGAUAGAUCGGAUAGAUCGACCACAUCGAUCGAGAAUCUGGAAACGUAGUCAUGUAGCCUACGAAGUCUUCAGCAUUUUUAUCGAAAAUCCCAGCGUCGAUCGAGUCUCGAAACUAUUCCAGUGAUGGAUGAACUCGGUUCUCAAAUGUUACCAACGCACGUUUCGAUAACUUUCUCAUACGUUUUGACGUAGCUCUCUUCUCCAGUGUUGCCAAUUUAGCGGUUUUCAAGCUAUUCCUAGCGAUUUUGAACAUAGAAAACCGCCAAAAAAUGUCAAUCUAGCGGCUAGCGGGAAGUCUAGCGUUUUUGACUUCAUGGCCACUUUUACCAUUUUAACUCACAAAUUCAGCAUUUCAGCUAAAAAAUAUUGAAGUUUUGAAGAAAAAAAAUCAAUGAAAUUGAACUUUUGUAAAACCCAUCCACUCAAUUUCAUCAAUUCUUUGGUAAUUUUUGAAUGAUUUCACUGUUUUUUAGUUUUUAGUUAUUUUUGAACAGUUUUAAAAUUUUAACAAAUUGAAUCUUCAUCAGUUUUGUAUUUUUUACAUGACUUGAGGUUUUAAAAAAAUGAUGAAAAUCUAGCGGGAAGUCUAGCGAUUUUGCUAUAGGGAAUUUAGCGGUUUUUAGCGGUUUUUUAGGAUCAAUCUGGCGGGAUUUUUCAAUAUGGCAUUGGCAACACUGCUCUUCUCUUCUCUUGUUUGUUUUUUUAUCUUUCUCCUCGCACCUAAAGAUCUGAACGAUGGGGUUCUGUAUAGUUUUUUCUUCCUUUUUUUUUUGUAUAAAUACGCGCGUGUAGAUCUGCGAAAAAAAUUUAAUCGACUGAAUAAGAUUUAAAAUCGAUACAUUCCACUCGUAUAUAAAGAUGUUUUAGAAACGUCGCGUUUAUUAUUAGCAAAUGCGCAUUUUCCCUCCUCAAUUUCACGCACCUGUCACGUGCUAAAAUGUAUCGACGGUUUACAUUUCGAGUUGUUUUCACAUCGAGCUCCUCCUGUGUUUGCAUCUGCUGUCAUUUUAUCCUAUCUGGUACCUCAUGUUGAGCCAUUCCAAAGAAGUGAUGACAAUAUCGUCGAUUACUAUUAUGCAUUUAUCGAUAUCGUAUAUCCUUUCCUUUUUAUUUUACGAUCGGUGUUUAUAUAAGAACAAAACCCAGUUUUUCGUGUAAUUUUUCUUUUUAAUUUCUUCUCAAAAGUUGAGAUUUAUGUGUUUCGUUUAGACGUUUUUUUUUCAUAAUUUAUUUCUCAAAAAGCACUAUUUUUUCUCCUUUUUUUGUACAUUUUUCUUCUAUGUUUUGUAAAUUACCUUGUAAGAUAGAUUUUUUAUCUCAUUAUUUUUUUAAGUCACUGUGUUUUUUUUCUUCAUUUUUUAUCAUUAUUUUGAUUCAAUGUUGUAUAAUUUUGCGAGUUACCCAGUCAUAAAACACUAGCAGAUGGAUUACUAAAGGGAAGAUAUUUUGCAAGUUGAGAUGUCUUCGAUCUGCUGUAUUUUUCGAUGGAAUUUUUGUACGUUUCUGGCCGAGGUUUCUCGAUGGUGCUCUCGUCUUGAGUAUUUUUUAAGACUCGAACAGAUUUUGCAGUAUUCUCCUCCCCUUCCUCAUAUUGCUAAUUUAUAGACUGAUCAAGUUAUCGGAGUAUUGGCGCUUGGCAGUCUUCCAUAGGGUUUUUUUUCUGAUCGAUGAUGAUUUUUUUUCCUACGAUGUGUUUGUGAUGAUGUCUCGAGAUGUUAAGGAAGUCGACUCAGGGUUACAAAAAAUACGAGACGUAUUUCGAAUACGACACGGCGUGAUUUUCGAGACAUCGCGUUACUGUGUAUUAUCAAAUCAGGGUUUCGCGUUUUUCUUCCUCUUUUUUUUUCGUUUCAAUUUUUUUUUCGAUUGCGAAGAAAUUCCGCUUUUCGAGCAGGGUUUUUUGAAUAUUGAUUUGUAAAUAUUCUCAAAUAUGUAUUGUUUCCUUAUUAUUUUUUUUUUCAUUGUAUUACUUUUACUGCCAUUUAUUUUUAUCAUUGUUUUUCGUUCAUCAAAAAACAGUUUGAAAAUGUAAAAAAAAAUAUUAUAUCAGUAGACUUAGUUCGUAAUGGUAAUUACGUUGACUGUGAUAAGGUAUUUUUUUAAAAAUUUUAUUUAAUUGACAACUGUUUUACUUUCGCUUAUUAAACAAGUCGAUGUACUUUUUACCAAGGUUACCGCACGUGGAAAACUUCUUUUUUUUUUGCAAAACGCAUUUUAUGAAAAUUGAUUAAACCAUAGGAAAAUAAUUACCAUUUGACCAAAAUAUUUUGUUAUUCUCUGAGAAUAAGUAUCGCAUUUAAUGGUUCGUUAUUCUGUGUUGUAAUAAAGCAAAACAUUUUUUUUUUGUGUAUGAGGGUUCUUCUUUUCUUGGUGUGUUUGUGUGAAGACAUACUCAACGACUAGUCUACAAAAAUUUAGUAAUUAAUUUAUUGUACAUAGGAAAUGUAUAUGUGAAGUUUUUUUUCAUCACUCGGUGUGUAAAAACAGCUUUUUCCUUUUUUUUUUGUACUUGGGUUUUUUGUUUUUGGUUUUUAUUGUAAAAGAAUUCUCACGUGUUUUAUUAAAAGAAGAAAAUUGAUUAUUCGAUUGUAUAUGAAAUUUUCAAAAUGGAUAUGUCGAUGUGUUAACGAUAAGUUUUUUUUUCAUAACUUCGUCAAUUCUUAUCUUUCAAUUUUUACGCUGUAUUUGUUUUUAUUUUUUUCGUUUGUUUAUAAAUUUUAUUGUAUGGAUUAAAUUUGAAAUGCUGCUUAA